Messenger RNA from Candida dubliniensis CD36, 1653 nucleotides. It is a transcript of the gene PGI1, whose product is annotated as glucose-6-phosphate isomerase. The coding region runs from base 1 to 1653 and encodes 550 amino acids. Gene Ontology annotation, molecular function: monosaccharide binding; glucose-6-phosphate isomerase activity; carbohydrate derivative binding. Gene Ontology annotation, cellular component: cytosol. Gene Ontology annotation, biological process: glycolytic process; gluconeogenesis; glucose 6-phosphate metabolic process. NCBI's taxonomy places the organism in Eukaryota, Fungi, Ascomycota, Pichiomycetes, Serinales, Debaryomycetaceae. The record is from RefSeq and is a predicted model, not a curated record. The transcript has a single exon.
AUGGCCUCCUUUAAAUUAGCUACCGAUUUACCAGAAUGGAAAAAAUUAGAAGAAACCUAUAAAUCCGUCGGUGAGAAAUUCAGCGUCAGAGAUGCAUUUGCCAAAGACCCAAAAAGAUUUGAAGAAUUCUCCUGGAUCUACAAAAACUACGAUGAUUCUAAGAUCUUGUUUGAUUUCUCCAAAAACUUGGUUAACAAAGAAAUCUUUGAUCAAUUGGUCACUUUGGCUAAAGAAGCCGGCGUUGAAAAAUUGAGAGACGCCAUGUUUGCUGGUGAGCACAUCAACACCACUGAAGACAGAGCUGUUUACCACGUUGCUUUGAGAAACCGUGCCUUGAGAAAAAUGCCAGUUGAUGGAAAAGAUACUGCUCAAGAAGUUGAUGAUGUCUUGAAGCACAUGAAAGAAUUCAGUGACUCAAUUAGAGAUGGUUCUUGGACCGGUUACACUGGUAAAUCCAUUACUGAUGUUGUCAACAUUGGUAUUGGUGGUUCCGAUUUAGGUCCAGUUAUGGUUACUGAAGCUUUGAAAGCUUACAGUAAACCAGGUUUGAAUGUCCACUUUAUUUCCAACAUUGAUGGUACUCACACUGCUGAAACUUUAAAGAAUUUGAAUCCAGAAACUACUUUGUUUUUGAUUGCUUCUAAAACUUUCACCACCGCUGAAACCAUCACUAAUGCCACUUCAGCUAAAAACUGGUUCUUAGCUGCUGCUAAAGAUCCUAAACACAUUGCUAAACAUUUCGCUGCUUUAUCUACCAACGAAAAGGAAGUAGUUGCCUUUGGUAUUGAUGCCAAAAAUAUGUUUGGUUUUGAAAGUUGGGUUGGUGGCCGUUACUCAGUUUGGUCUGCCAUUGGUUUGUCAGUCGCCAUUUACAUUGGUUUCGAAAACUUUAAUGAUUUCUUGAAAGGUGCUGAAGCCAUGGAUCAACACUUUUUAACUACUCCAUUAGAAAAUAACAUUCCAGUUAUUGGAGGUUUAUUGUCUGUUUGGUACAACAACUUCUUUGGUGCUCAAACCCAUUUGGUUGUUCCAUUCGAUCAAUACUUGCACAGAUUCCCUGCUUACUUGCAACAAUUGUCUAUGGAAUCCAAUGGUAAAUCCGUUACCAGAGCCAAUGUUUUCACCAACUAUCAAACUGGCACUAUUUUGUUUGGUGAACCAGCUACCAACGCUCAACACUCAUUCUUCCAAUUAGUCCAUCAAGGUACUAAAUUGAUUCCAGCUGAUUUCAUUUUGGCUGCUCAAUCCCACAACCCAAUUGAAAAGAACUUGCACCAAAGAAUGUUGGCCUCCAAUUUCUUUGCUCAAUCUGAAGCUUUAAUGGUUGGUAAAGAUGAAGCUAAAGUUAAAGCAGAAGGUGCCACUGGUGGCUUAGUUCCUCACAAGGAAUUCUCUGGUAACAGACCAACCACUUCUAUUUUGGCUCAAAAAAUCACCCCAGCUGCUUUGGGUUCUUUGAUUGCGUACUACGAACAUGUUACUUUCACUGAAGGUGCUAUUUGGAACAUCAACUCUUUUGAUCAAUGGGGUGUUGAAUUGGGUAAAGUAUUGGCUAAGGUCAUUGGCAAAGAAUUGGAUGACAAGAAAGCCGUUGCCACCCAUGAUGCUUCUACAAAUGGUUUGAUUAACCAAUUCAAAGAAUGGGAAGAUUAA